AUGCAAUGUCUAAUGUCUUAUUUGAAAUUAAAUAAUCGUAGAGCAGCUAGGGCUUUGAAUCAUCGUCCUACAUCGAUCAAUUGCUUGAGAAAGCUCUCGCCUCCGCUUCCUCUGAUGUCUUCGUUCAGAAUGGCCUCGCUGAACGUACUACCAAACUCACAUCGCUUCUUCACGAGUCCACUAAACGGUGCUUCUGCAAGCGAGCUUCUCUUCACAAUUCCAAAUCUUGGCUCCUUCCUACAGAACUCACUAUUAAGAUCCCUUGAACUUGGUCAUGUUGUUCGCUCAGAUAACUCUACUACGCCUUUGCUUACCGGAAAAUGUCUUGCCCCGCUAUCCGAUAAUGAUGGAUUUAUUGGGAAAUGCUUGAGAAGCAUACACCUUUACGAUGUCAAAUCUCUGCAAAACAGUCUCUCUAUUGAUGCGUUGGCAGCUUGUUCAAACAUCACUGAUUUGAAGAUUGUUGGAUCGUAUAAGCCACCCGAGAAGCUACUUAAAUCACUGGCAACAAAAUGCUGCUUCAUAGAGCACCUGUUCUUGGAGACCUAUGGUUUCCCUUCAAGUAGAUCAAGAAAAGUUUCAAGAGCCUUGGUAGAUUUCUUGACCAACAAUCCAAACUUAACCUCGCUAACACUCAUAGGUUUCAGACUAAAUGAUGCAACGGCCCAAAUUCUUGUUGAGAGUGCACGUAAACUCGAAUACAUGAAUCUGUCUAGAAACCCUACAAUCAAGGGUCACUUUUUGAGACAUAGUUGCAAAGACAGUUUGGUCAAGACUUUAAUAUUGCGUGACUGCCUUUUACUAGAGGAGAAAGAAGUUUUGCAGUUUCUGAAUUCGCUAUCCACAGGAAACUUCAGAUUUAUUAAGCACAUUGACAUUACAAAUUACCGUGGCUUGUUGUCUGAUGGCCGCAAAAGCUCUUUCAAUCCAAAGUAA
This is a messenger RNA of Microthlaspi erraticum, 936 nucleotides long. The record is from the annotation of a GenBank genome assembly. Lineage: Eukaryota; Viridiplantae; Streptophyta; Magnoliopsida; Brassicales; Brassicaceae.